Lactuca saligna is the source of this 717-nucleotide messenger RNA. Lineage: Eukaryota; Viridiplantae; Streptophyta; Magnoliopsida; Asterales; Asteraceae. The record is from the annotation of a GenBank genome assembly.
AUGACUCGAGUGGGCCUUAAGUUGUUGGUCAUGCUGUCCACAACACGGCUUAAUUUUGGGUUAAUGGCGGUUGUUGGUUGCAUGGUUGUUGCAACUCAGGUGCUCAUCCCAAAAACUUGGAUAUGUGAUGCAGCUGAACAAUUCGGUCGGAAGGGAACAAAGGAAGAAUAUAAGGACGAGGGGGAUUAUGAACAAAAGCUGCAUUCAACUACAAAUAAAAACUCGAAACUUAAUAUGAUAUCGGGUUUUACAGUGAGCUUUUGUCAUAAUAAUAUGUUAUGUGAAGAUCAUUCAUCUCUGCAUCCUGCAACAUCUCAUGAACCCGAGACCACUCAGCUUCAACUGGUUCCACUAACUGAUAAUUCCAAAGAAUUGGCAGUUUCACGAAGUGAGGGUAAUAAUGACAUUUUAUUAGAAUCCAAGAGACAGAUGAGAGAGAAUGAAGGGAUUUCAACCAAGACAAAUUGUGCUGGUGUUAGUGAUCAAAGACAAGGUUCAAAUUCAAAAAGUGUUAUAGAGCUAACAAAUGGAUCUUCAGAGGAUACUAAAGAGCAAAGUGAUAGUGAUACCCCUGAGAAUAAUUCACAGUACACAACCGUUUAUGUUGGCAACCUUGGCCUUGAAGUAAGACCUCUUAAUCCUAAAAUUUAUCUGUAUGAGACAAGUCUUGAGCAAUUAAGAGCUGAAAGUUGUAAUAAACUCAAAGUAAAAUCUUAG